CGGCUGGGUAGAUCUGGAGGCAGAAGAUGCGUACGCAUUUCAAUUCAUUCCAUCACCCUACUACUGUCGUGACAUUCACGUCUAGUUUUAUGUUACACCGGUUUGUACUUAUAAUUCCCGCGAUCGUAUCUCGAAUAUUUACACAACAUUGAGAAAUGCUAUAACCUACGACGAACUGUUAAAUAAAUACAUUUAUGAAUGAAUAUUCAACUUUUAUUAUUAAUAAUUUAGUAUACAUGUGUCGGACGCCAAUUUUUUAAACUUUAGAUUUAAGUGUUAGUGCGGUUAAUAAUAUAAGGUUAUCGAAAUGAGUAAUAGUAAUCCUCCUCUGGAACAAAUGGAGCAAGAAGAUUUGCUUAAUAAAGGAACUGGUGGGAAGCCUGCAUAUAUUGUUAGAGCUAGACAAACCUGGUACAAUUUAAGAUUUAAAAAAAUUCCUAUCCGCUUUUGGAUAGGAGUUAUGGUCUUCCUCACGACUUACAUAAAUUAUACCACACGUGUCAAUAUGUCUAUAAAUAUUAUACCUAUGACGAAGGGUAAAUCGAAGAAGACGCCCGAAUGCUUACUGGAAGCCGCAAACCAAACACAAGAACAAUAUUCCAAUACAACAACUCAAAAAGAAUUACCAGAUUUCGGGCCUAGAUACGAUUGGGACGAACAAAUUCAAGGUCUUAUACUGGGUAGCUACUUCUGGGGUUACACUAUCCUAUCAUUACCAGCUGGAUCUAUAUCAGAAUGGUUUGGUCCAGCUAAAGUUAUAUUUUGGGCGACGUUAGUCACUGGUAUUUUCAAUUCCUUGUGCGUACCAGCAUCGUGGGUCCAUUAUUCGCUCCUGAUCGUUUGCAGAUUUGUAAUUGGUGCUUUGGGGGGUUUGGUUUAUCCGGCUUUACAAGUACUUAUAGCCAAAUGGGCUCCUCCUGCCGAAAAGGGAAAAUUCGUAGCGGGUCUGAUGGGAAAUACUUUAGCCACAUGCUUGACGUGGCCGUUAGUAGGUGCUAUAAUAACAGCUUCGAAUUGGAACUGGGGUUAUCAGAUGAUAACAAUACAAAUCGUAGUUUUUCUUAUCAUAUUUUACUUUGUGGCCGCCGAUUCGCCGGAUGAUCAUAAAUUCAUUACGCCCGAAGAGGUGGAAUUCAUUAAAGAAGCACAAGGCGCCUCGGUUUCAAAGAAAAAGCGUGCACCUCCAUAUAAAGAGAUCUUUACGAAUCUACCAUUUUGGAUAUUGAAUAUUUUACAUUUCGGUAAUUUGUGGGGUUUAUAUGUGCAACUCCAAAGUGUACCGAAAUUCAUGGCCGAAGUAGUAGGUUUCAGCUUGAAGGAAUCUGGUAUUUAUGGAGCGCUACCCCAUUUAAUGAGAAUGUUCUUUGGAACAGCUUACGGAGCUAUAGGAGACCAUCUGAAGAAGAAGGGAGUAUCGGCUAAAGUGAUAAGAAAAUCUUUUAUUCUAGGAUCACAUAUUAUACCGGGUAUAUUGAUGUUCAGCAUAUGUUUGAUCGGUUGCGAUUGGAUGCCUUUGUUGGCGCUACUCACGUUCAGUAUGGCGAUCAACGGAGCUGCGGUAUUGACGAACUUGCAAAAUCCUCAAGAUUUGGCGCCGAAUUUUGCGGGUACUAUUUUUGGUAUCAUAAGUUGUAUCGGUGGUACGACAGGAUUUUUGGUACCUGCUAUUACCGGAAUCUUUAUUAAAGAUCACAACGGAAUGAAAGAAUGGUCGUACACAUUCAUACUUGGAGGAGGCGUUUACGUUGUUACUGGUAUAAUUUUCAUUCUGUUUGGAAGUGUGGAAGAACAAAGUUGGAACCGAGCAGCAGAUGAAUAAUAAAACUGGCCAAAAGUACAUGUUUUAGAUUAUCGAUACUAAGACAUAAUAUUGCAUUUUGUCUUUUCACUUUUUGUUACUUCCAUUCUUGUACCACUAACAUAUCAGGUAUGUCAAUAAAUAUAUGUAAUUAAUAAAACGU
Messenger RNA from Diorhabda sublineata, 1961 nucleotides. RefSeq names its product sialin-like. The transcript has 7 exons. Gene Ontology annotation, biological process: monoatomic anion transport; transmembrane transport. Gene Ontology annotation, cellular component: plasma membrane. The record is from RefSeq and is a predicted model, not a curated record. NCBI's taxonomy places the organism in Eukaryota, Metazoa, Arthropoda, Insecta, Coleoptera, Chrysomelidae. The coding region runs from base 308 to 1819 and encodes 503 amino acids. Gene Ontology annotation, molecular function: transmembrane transporter activity.